AGUCGGUGGCAGUAUGGCGCUGAGGAGACUCGGUAGAUGUUGUCGGUCGUUAGCACACGAGUCCGGUAAAGGAGGAUUAUUCCGUGUUUUACCGUCCGGAUGGUUGGAAACAUGUUCAGGAGCCAAGAGGCACCUGUUGUCAGAAGAUGUCAUCAAGCUUCAGGACUUUCAGGAAAAGAAGCUGACCGUGGCUCACCUCGCCACUGGAUCCAAAGGGAAUUAUGUUGAGCUGUUCAGUGAGAAGCUACAAAGGAACGAGUUGAUACUGAAAGAUGAGCUGAAGCUUCUCCUUCACCUGUGCCAGUCUGGGGACGACUUGGUGAUAGCCAGAGAUGCAAUCUAUAGGUAUCACACAGAGAACCGAAACAUGGCGUAUGGGGAGUUUAAGUUUGGUCCUCUCUUCGUUAGACUGUGUUAUGAAAUGGGUCUGGAGGACAUGGCUGCUGCUGCACUUACAGAUAAGAGCAUGAAAGGGUUUUUCAACGAUGCAACGUCCUUUAACAUCGCCGUAGACAUGUUGUUCACAAAAGGCUCUUAUGAAAAUGCUCUGGAGGUAUUAAGAACCAUGAGGAACCAAGGUAUACCAUUCAACAAAGACACACAUACACUGGCAACCGGCACCUGCUAUAAACUGAACACUACAGAGUCCUACAGAAUCUGCAAGUCUCUGAUAGAGGAGGGACAGACCAAAGGACACUUCAUCCCCAGACAUGCUUACUGCUUCGCUGUAGCAUUAGCACUCAGGCAGAGUGACGUUGAGAAGGCACAGUCACUGUAUUCACAAAUCAUGAGCACAGAUAGCAGAUUAUGUCAAAAUUUGAAAGUUGUGAUAUUAGCCAUGUCAGGAGCAGUGAAAAGUGCCAUUUCCAGCCUGUGUGCAGCCGUGUUACCUAAAAGCCCUUCUUUUGUCAAGAAGCCUGAAUUUUCACAGGAGGUGGUGGAUUUGCUGCGCUUGCGGACUAAAGGCGGAUCACACAUGAGGGAAGUGGAGCAGAUAGUGACUCGGCUUGAACGAGCCGGUCAGGUGACUCAGCAGACCGUCGACGACAUGCUGUGCCACACGCCCACAGGGAAGAGGAAACCAGCGCCAAUAAUGGAGGAGAGGAGGUUCAGCAGAAGGACUCUGAGGCCACUUCAGUCCACCCUGCUAUCAGAAUGAGACGCCUGCUUUCACUAUUAUCAAUCAUCUGACCACAGAGAUGACUUUGUCGAGAUGAUCUACCUCCUAAACACAUUUAACGAAAAAGGUCACAGUCCAAGUUUGUGCAGCAGGCAUUUAAGAAAAACAACAUCUUAAUGACUUUUCCUUUCAGGAUCUGAUAUGGAUAACGUGAGUGAUUUAGUAAGAAUAUGUUGUAUAUAAAAGUGUGAAUGAGUGUUAAAGAUGAAACGGAUAUUUAAUAAAAAAAUACAUAAUU
Molecule: messenger RNA, 1418 nt
Organism: Hippoglossus stenolepis (Pacific halibut)
Lineage: Eukaryota; Metazoa; Chordata; Actinopteri; Pleuronectiformes; Pleuronectidae
Gene: ptcd2
Product: pentatricopeptide repeat domain 2
Exons: 10
Coding region: 14-1159 (381 amino acids)
Biological process (GO): regulation of mRNA processing; mitochondrion organization; multicellular organism development
Cellular component (GO): mitochondrion
Molecular function (GO): RNA binding; protein binding
Source: RefSeq, a predicted model, not a curated record